AUGACGGUAGAGUGGUUUAGCAUAGUAACCGGUAAACAAAACAAAACGGCUUUUUCUUUUUCUUUUUCUUUUUUUGUUUCUUCUUUCUUGUUGUUCUUCUUUAUUCCUUCCUGCACUGAACGUCCGCUUAUACUUACGCUUAUACGUACACUCACACGUUGCAUCUCGGUGGGAGACACACACACUGUAAAUGCUUUUUCUGUUGUUGUUGUUGUUGUUGUCUUGUUACACGUCUCUCUGCCCCCUCCCCCGGCAGUAUACAGACAAAAAACACACACACCAAAUCAAACCAAAAAUAAACAAAUGAUGCGUUUCGGCCGUUUCUCUUGCCAUCGCAUCGGCCCAACUGGGUCUCCCCCCCCUUCCCCCCCGUUUCCUUUGUCGCUGUCCCAAUUUGAAAAUUUUCUUUCUGGGUGUUGUCUGUCUGUGCUGUGGCCGCCAGAUGGGAUCUUGCCGUUGUUGUUGUUCGUUGGUUUGUCUCUGGCCCAAUUCGUGGUGGUAGAGUUCUCUGUGCUGUGCUGUGCUGUGCUGUCUCUUCUCGCCAAACAAAUUUUUCACUUUACAUUUUCGUUCUAUUCCAUUUUCCCUCUGCUCUGCUCUGCUCUGCUCUGCAUUUUCGUUUUCGUUUUCGUUUUCGUUUCGAUUUUAUUUUUAAAUUUUUCAGCUUUUCCCAACUUUCCCAAAUUUUUCAGUUCGUUUCGAACUGUUUUGUUGUCCACGGCCUGGAUCAGUCCAGUCUACCAGGCUAGUCUAGAGGUCAUAUAG
Vanderwaltozyma polyspora DSM 70294 is the source of this 765-nucleotide messenger RNA. RefSeq lists its product as uncharacterized. The record is from RefSeq and is a predicted model, not a curated record. Lineage: Eukaryota; Fungi; Ascomycota; Saccharomycetes; Saccharomycetales; Saccharomycetaceae. The coding region runs from base 1 to 765 and encodes 254 amino acids. The transcript has a single exon.